AUGUCGUCCCCAGCUCCGCUCCUCAAACCCCCCGUGCCGGGGUCGCGGAAUAACAGCAGUCCACGAGCGCCGCGCCUCACCCUGGGAAUCCCUCCCUCGCCCAACGCGAAACCUGUCAAUCCGCCGAAUGGACAGUCCAACGUCCCGGAUCUGCCUCCGCUGCUGCGACCUGCUGGUCGUCCCGCCCCGCCGCAGCUCCGGUUAGCGACCCCCAUGGGGAACCAACAGUCCCUCGCCGACGGCGGAUCAUUGCACGAUGGAAUCCCUCUGCCGGGCGGGACAUCGGCCAGCGGGACGAGCGACGCCAGCGGCCAUUCGAGAUCGGGGAGCUUCACCCAUCAUGACGGCAAGGCCAGCGGCCCGGGCUCCGCCUCGUCGUCGACCUAUUCCGCGUUAUCUUUCGCAAUGGGUCUGCGACAGCCUGCCGGCGGCACUCCUGACCCCUCCUCCGCAAUCAGCUCGGUCGAUGGUGGGGUGGCGAUGGAGAGGGACAACAGCAUGAACGGGCUUCUCCCCGAUCUCGACAAGCUCGCUCUAGAGAAGGGGAGGCCGCUUGAUGUCGAAGACCUGGACGACGAGGGAUGGCUGGCCGCCAGUGAGCAGAAGAAGAUCAUCGAGCUGGGCAGUCUGGGCGAAGGGGCAGGAGGGGCAGUGACGCGAUGUAUGUUGAAGGGUGGGAAGACGGUCUUUGCAUUGAAGGUCAUCACCACCGAUCCAAACCCGGAUGUCAAGAAGCAGAUCAUUCGGGAACUGAAUUUCAACAAAGACUGCGCCUCGGAGCAUAUCUGCCGCUACUACGGUGCGUUCAUGGACAAAUCCACGGGGACCAUCUCCAUUGCCAUGGAGUUCUGUGAAGGAGGAAGCCUGGAUAGCAUCUACAAGGAGGUGAAGAAGCUUGGUGGCCGAACGGGCGAGAAGGUUCUGGGGAAGAUUGCGGAAGGAGUCUUGAAUGGCUUGACCUAUCUCCACAGCCGGAAGAUCAUCCAUCGAGACAUCAAGCCAUCGAACAUCCUGCUCUGUCGAGACGGCCAGGUCAAGCUCUGCGAUUUCGGGGUCAGCGGCGAAUUCGGCACGAAAGGCGACGCCAACACGUUUAUCGGCACGUCAUACUACAUGGCUCCGGAACGGAUCACGGGUCAAUCGUACACCAUCACAUCGGACGUGUGGUCUCUGGGCGUCACGUUGCUAGAAGUGGCUCAGCAUCGAUUCCCAUUCCCUGCCGACGGGACGGAGAUGCAGCCGCGCGCCGGCCUCAUCGAUCUGCUCACGUACAUAGUCCGCCAACCGAUCCCGAAGUUGAAGGAUGAGCCGGAGAAUGGUAUUCACUGGUCCGACAACUUUAAGUAUUUCAUCGAGUGCUGUCUCGAAAAAGAUCCCCCGCGAAGAGCGACUCCCUGGCGGAUGCUGGAACAUCCGUGGAUGCUGGACAUCAAGAACAAGAAAGUCAACAUGGCCAACUUUGUCAAGCAGGUGUGGGACUGGAAGGACUAA
This is a messenger RNA of Rasamsonia emersonii CBS 393.64, 1491 nucleotides long. Its product is annotated as MAP kinase kinase (Mkk2). Gene Ontology annotation, biological process: protein phosphorylation. Gene Ontology annotation, molecular function: protein kinase activity; ATP binding. The coding region runs from base 1 to 1491 and encodes 496 amino acids. The transcript has 4 exons. The record is from RefSeq and is a predicted model, not a curated record. Lineage: Eukaryota; Fungi; Ascomycota; Eurotiomycetes; Eurotiales; Trichocomaceae.